This is a messenger RNA of Meyerozyma guilliermondii ATCC 6260, 600 nucleotides long. RefSeq lists its product as uncharacterized. The record is from RefSeq and is a predicted model, not a curated record. Bases 1 to 600 code for a protein of 199 amino acids. Lineage: Eukaryota; Fungi; Ascomycota; Pichiomycetes; Serinales; Debaryomycetaceae. The transcript has a single exon. Gene Ontology annotation, biological process: protein transport; late endosome to vacuole transport; endosome transport via multivesicular body sorting pathway. Gene Ontology annotation, cellular component: ESCRT III complex; multivesicular body.
AUGGCAGGGUUGGAGCAGUCACUUUUCCAGCUCAAAUUCACAGCGAAGCAGCUCAAUAGACAAGCGUCAAAGGCAGCCAAGGAAGAACUACAGGAAAAAGCAAAGAUCAAGAAGGCGUUGACUCAAGGAAACAAUGAUAUUGCACAAUUAUAUGCUCAAAACGCCAUCAGAAAAAGUAAUGAAAGAGUGAGUUUGUUACGUCUUGCUUCGAGGAUAGAUGCCGUGGCCUCACGGGUGCAAACAGCCGUGACCAUGAGGUCGGUUACUGGUAACAUGACUCAAGUAAUUAAGGGCAUGGAUAAGGCACUUCAGACGAUGAAUUUGGAGCGCAUUUCGCUUGUGAUGGAUAAAUUUGAAAACCAAUUUGAGGAUCUCGAUGCCCUGACAAACUACUACGAAGGUGCUACGAAUAAUGUUAACGCUUUGACGACACCACAGGAAGAUGUGGACGAAUUGAUGAACCAGAUGGCCGAUGAGGCAGGCAUAGAAAUGAAGCAAGGACUCAAUGAAACCAAGGUUGAUAUCGAUACGCCUCCUGUAACGGUCAGCGAGCAGAAAGAGGACCAAUUGGCCCAGAGAUUACGAGCACUACGGAACUAA